AUGGCCAAACGAGCUGGUACACGGAUGCAAGCCUUGGUAACCGUGGCAGGGACGGUCGCAUUCGUCGGAGCAUGUUCAGCCAUACCUCGACUCUCGGUUACCCGGACGGAAGACUCGACUAUCAUCAAAUAUGAUCAUCUCAAGCCCAAGAUUCACGUCCCAGCUCCAGCCGAUCCAGGCUUAGUCAUCACAUCUGGACCCAAACAACCAUCGUCCUCACCAUCUUCAACUGCAGGCCAUCGCAAGCCAUUCUCCGACACCGACUGGAUCCUCGAUACCGGGGCUACUACACAUGUCUGCACCAACCGCGCCCUGCUACACAGUUACGACACCUUGAACCCCUACAGCAACAGUCUCAAUCCGCGCGCUGUGGGCUACUUCGGUCCCAACCCCGUGCCCAUCGUUGGAGCAGGCGACUGUACAUUGAACUUGCCCUCGAGAAUCACACAGAAGACCGGCGGGUCGGCGGACACCCCUGGCCUUCUUGUCAAUCGCAUGACGAUCAGACACGUCAUGCACAUACCAAGUGCUGGCGUCAACCUUAUCAGCUGGUCGCAGUUGAAGAGGGCGAAAGGACUGGACCUCAAUCUCGUGGAGGACGAGGAUGGUUCACUUUCCGUAAGAAAUCGCGGACAACUUCUGAUGCGGUUCGAGGCCAGAGAUGGUUUGUUCUUCCUGGUGCAGCUGCCACCGAAGUUGCCAGGUUCUUAUGGUGUGGAUGGUUGA
Molecule: messenger RNA, 726 nt
Organism: Exophiala xenobiotica
Lineage: Eukaryota; Fungi; Ascomycota; Eurotiomycetes; Chaetothyriales; Herpotrichiellaceae
Exons: 3
Coding region: 1-726 (241 amino acids)
Source: RefSeq, a predicted model, not a curated record